Messenger RNA from Sceloporus undulatus (fence lizard), 5256 nucleotides. RefSeq names its product T-box transcription factor 21 (gene TBX21). NCBI's taxonomy places the organism in Eukaryota, Metazoa, Chordata, Lepidosauria, Squamata, Phrynosomatidae. Gene Ontology annotation, biological process: positive regulation of DNA-templated transcription; lymphocyte migration; cell fate specification. Gene Ontology annotation, cellular component: nucleus. The transcript has 6 exons. Gene Ontology annotation, molecular function: RNA polymerase II cis-regulatory region sequence-specific DNA binding; DNA-binding transcription factor activity, RNA polymerase II-specific. The coding region runs from base 761 to 2479 and encodes 572 amino acids. The record is from RefSeq and is a predicted model, not a curated record.
AGACUCCUGAGAAGAAUCAGGGAAACCCAAGGGAACUACUCACUCCUUGCAAACUGAAAACUUCAUCUCAAUGAAGAAGGAAGGCGAGUGGCCUCCUUGCAACUGAACGCUUGGUCCCAGGGCAAAGAAAAGGGACUGAACUCCUUGGAUUCCUGGCUUCACAACUGACGUGUUUCCAGUCAAGGGAGGGAUAUGAACUCUUUGCCGAUUGAAAACUUGGGAAGGAAGGGGAAUGAAUGAACUCCGCUCCGGGAAAGGAAAGAGAAGGAGCUCUCUUGCCAUGGAGCACCUGGCUUUAGUAAAAGGGAGGCGAAUGAAUGCUUUGUAACUGAAAGCUUCCUGCCAGGAAAGGAACGGAAUUGAACUCCUUACAACUGAGAACUUGCUUGGAGUAAAGGAACGAGGGACUGAACUCCUUGCAACUGAAAACUUGGCUCCAAUGAAGGAAAGGGAAUUAAAUUCCUCAUUGAAAACUUGGUUCCAGUGAAAGAAGGUGGACUAGAACUCCCUGCAACUGCAAACCUGGUUCCAGGGAAGGAAAGGGGCUAGACCUCCUUGAAAGAAGGGACUCCUUGCAACUCCAAACUUGUUUCCAGUGAAGGAAGGGGCCUUGGCUUAGGGACUAGCUCUCCUUUGCAGCUGAGAGGGGAUCGGGGUGCCUUGCCUUGCCCCUUUCCCUUGGGGAUGCUGCCCCUCUGAGGAGGCCCUGCUGCUUCCCUGCUGGGCUCCGGGGCCAAGCCUUCCUCCUCCUUCCCCUCCGAUGGGCGCCUUGGACUCGGCGGCCGGAGGAGCCUCGUCCGCCCUGAGCACCAUGCUCCCGGGAGCCCCCCUUCCGAGCCAGAGCUUCGCCAAGGAGCCUCCGGAGCUCCAGGGGGGCACUCCGACUCCCAAAGAGCCCGAGCUCAAGAUCCAGCCCCAGGAGCGGCCCUUCUUCUUCCCGGAGUCCCCCUCGCAGGAAGGCUGCCACGGAGGAGCCGCUUACGGAGGAGGAGCAGGAGGAGGGGGCUUCGGAAGCCCCUCUGCCUCGGAGAUCAGCUGCCCUCCGCCUUACAGAGCCCCCUCGGAAGCCCCGGGCUACGCAGGAGCAGCAGCAGCAGCAGGAGAGCUCUUCCCGGGCUCCCUCUACUCCUCCGGGGAAGGCAGCGGCUACUUCCCUCGCCCCCCUCCGCCUCCUCCUCCUCCUCCGGGUCCCCCUCUGUAUCCCAUGCCUGGCUUCCAGGCCUCCGGCAAGGUCCAGGUGCUCCUCAACAACUACCCUCUCUGGGCCAAGUUCCACAAGCACCAGACCGAGAUGAUCAUCACCAAACAGGGCAGGAGGAUGUUCCCGUUUCUGAGCUUCAAUAUCUCUGGGCUGGACCCUGUGGCCCAUUACAGCAUCUAUGUGGACAUUGUAUUAGUCGACCAGCAUCACUGGCGGUACCAAGGCGGGAAAUGGGUUCAGUGUGGAAAGGCAGAGGGAAAUAUGCCAGGGAAUCGGACAUACAUGCAUCCGGAUUCUCCUAACACAGGAGCCCAUUGGAUGCGGCAGGAGAUCUCAUUUGGAAAACUGAAGCUCACUAAUAACAAAGGAGCAUCCAACAACGUCACACAGAUGAUCGUGUUACAGUCUUUGCACAAGUAUCAGCCACGUCUACAUGUUACUGAAGCCAAGCCAGGCGAGUUGGAUGAGGCACACCCCUCCAUCUGCACCCAGAGCUUCAUCUUCCCAGAGACUCAGUUCAUUGCUGUUACAGCAUACCAGAAUGCAGAUAUCACCCAGCUGAAGAUAGACCACAACCCUUUUGCUAAAGGGUUCCGGGACAAUUUUGAUUCGAUGUACACCACUGCUGAAGGAGACCGCACAACACCAUCUCCACCCAGUGUUGCCAACUGCCAGCAGCUCCUUGCAGGCAGCCGUUUCCAGCCCUUCUUGCACGAUCAAUACAUGCUCCCUCAGAGCCGCUUCUACAACAGGGAGCGUGCCCCACUCCCCCUGCCACCCAAGGAUAGCCACCACUGGUAUUUUGCUUCACAACAGCCACCAGCUUCCCCUCUGGAAUACAGCACCUAUGAGGGUGACUUCAGAGGGAACAAAUUUAUGCCCUAUGGGGUGAAGCCCUUUGCUCUGCAGGCUGCUCCACACCCCUCCUUGCCGUACUACCAGGAGCACCCCUUUGGUCCUUCAGCCACUUGGAGUUCCCCACCUCAAUAUCACCACCCCAAACCCACCCCGGGUGCCUUAAGCUGGUUUCGGCCCAUGAGGGACUUGCAGGUGAUGGGCCCUGGUGAUGAGAAGGGAAAGGACAAUGAAGGCUGGGCUGAGCUGGGCUCAGUAAAGUCAGCAGAUUCCUCAGACUCUGGGUUGUAUGAAGCUGAGUGCAAACGGCGCCGGGUAUCUCCUUAUGUCUCCAGUGCUGAGAGCUCUCCACCUAUCCGCAAUGGAGAGCUCUAUGACAAAGAAGGUGGUGACGCUGGUUACUAUGGCUUCUAUGGCAACUGAAGAGGAACAGCAACUUUCAAGAGAAAAGGUGGUGCUUGGAAACCUUACCUUUUCAGACUACAGCUCACAAAAUCCUUCAGGCCACACUGGCUGAGGGAUUCUGGGAGGUGUAGUCCAAAAUGCAACUCAAGCUCUGGGGAAGGGGAUAGAGUUCUGAACAUCCAACUCUCUGGCACUCAUAUCAGGGGUACCUCACAUAAAAGGGACCCCUUGUUUGGGGGAAAGGUAUGGUUCUUCAUGAACAUUGCUGGGAGUAUUGCUAGGGCAUAGAGUAAAAUUUGUUCUAGUCAGGUGUCUCCUUUAUUAAGUAACUUCUAGUGUUAAGCACUGAUUCACAUUGAUCUUUGUGAACAGAGGAUAUAACAGGGCCACAUGAAUUGUGUGCCCAGUGACAGGGUCUUGAAGGGCUUUCCCCCUCUCUUUCUUGUGGAAAACAGGAAGCACACACAUGCACAUGUCAAUAGUGGUAUACAAAUGGAACUAACCUGCAGGUUUAUAUUCACAUCUCUAUCCCUGUCUUUGUUUAAUUUGGGGGAUGUGUUGUUGCUACAUACCUAAUUUAAUUCCUGAUAGAUUCAUUGCUUCGCAAAAAUCUACAAUUGAAAUUCAACCUGGAAUUAUCUCUUACACACAAAAACACAAACUCCCAAUUGAAUUUUAAUACCAUAUUGCUAAGUGUCAGCUUGUUGAUCUUAGUCAUCUGAAUUCAUGUAAAGCCAGCUAUCCCUAGAAUAGGGAUUACUUUCUGCAUUAGGAAAAGCAGGCCAGAGCUUGGAGAAGUUACUUUUUGACUGCAGCUGCUAGAAACUUCCAUCCAUCUUGGCCAGUUGUAAUCCAAAGAAAUCACUUUUUCAAGCUCUGCAACAGGCAUAAGGUCUGUCUUUCUGCAGUGUAUCACUUUGACUGGAAUAUGCAUUCUAGUGUACAUUUCAUUGUACAUCCCUCCCAAUCAUUUCCUUGCACACCUAGGUAUACAUGAGCUCCUUCUUUAUGUACAACUAAAUGCAGAUUAGGACAAUCCAGUUUACACUUUUAUCCUCAUCCCUGUCUUUUUUUAAAAAAGGUACAUGUUUGGACUUAUUGUGCAUUUGGGUGGGAACAUUUUAGAUUUAUCACAAGCAAUUUGAUAUUAAGAAAAUUUGCUUGAGAAUAAUAUUCUGAAAUACAUUUCAGUUUGAAGAGCUUUUUUUAAAAUUGAGAUUAUUAUUGUCCAAGACAGAUAGGUAUAAGGAACCUCAGGUGUAAAUAAUGGUGCGAUUUCAAAUGAGUCCAGAAUGCACAUCAGAGGUACACAGAUGGUCUCUCCAUGCUGCAGUGGUUUCAAUUAGACAGCUACUUAAGAUGAGUUGACUACCUAUGCAUUGCCAUAAAAGAGGCUAUACAACUCCAAAAAAUGAAAAAAGACAAAAGCAUAAAUCAGAUUUGCAUAAAAUUACAUAUGUUGGUGGGCAACCCCUUGGUUAGUUCCAACUAAAUUAGACUCAUUCAGUCCUUUGUUGAAUGGUUAGUCAACAUGUUGGUAAGUUCCAUUGAUUCAAUGGGUAUACUCUAGUAAAGACUGACAACAAGAUUGUCGUCUGUAUGCAAGUUUGGAUAUAACUGCUGCUUCUGGCAAUUUUUGUGGUUCCAUAGUGUCCUUCCUACUGCGCCUAAUGUUGAGGUGGAAUCUCUUUUCCUGUAGCUUGCAUCCAUUGCUCUUAGUCUCUGGAGCAGCAGAAAACAAGUAUUUAGACAAGCAGCUGCAUUAGGACCCUGGAGGAACCCCAGCUGCCCAUCUCAAUGCCCUCUGCAGUCAUCAUUUCCCACCACGUUGGAAACCCUUUGGUUGGGACUCUGCCAGGCUUAGAGAUUGGAUUUUGAAGGGUAACAUUGGCAGAAUUUGCUAUGAGGACAGAGCUCUGUCAUUGCUAUAUACAAGAUUUUGGCCAUCCUUUCUAAAGCCCUACCUAAUAAAUCUGCUCUGUGAAUAAUGGGGGUAAUAAACAUUGGUUUAAAUCCAAUUGUUAAUCCCAAUUAACAGUGAGGCAGUGAGGUUGUGAACCCAGUUUGGGUUUUAGUCCAAACUCCAAAGGCGUUAUGCAAUGUGCUGAAUGCUAUCCCUGAAGUAGGUUCAGUACCUUGGAUAGCUCCUUGAAUAUCUGGACUCAGGCCUUGAGUAAAUUCACAGCCCUGCUACAAUGGAAGCCACCAGCUGAGGAUGAAUUGGUCAAGAACUUGCUAAGUUCACACUUGUGUAAAUUCCUACUCAUUCAAGGGCUCUGCUCUACUUCGAAGUAAUGACUGGAUUUAAGCUACAGUGUGUGUUUUUACAUUUCAUACUCUUUUUUUAGCACGCUCUCCCUCUCCCCGCAAAAGUACAAAAGUUUUAUACAUCAGCCUCUUCUCGUACAACCCACCCACCCAGAACAAUUUUGGAAAUAUAUAUAUAAAUAUAUAAAUGCCCAAAUCCUGGAAAGACUUGAUAGUCAUUUGGUGAAGUAAAUUUAUUGAUGCUAGACAAUCAAAAGAGAUUUUCUCUCUUAAGUGCUCUGCAGGUCAGCCUCUUGGGGGGGCGGGGGGCAGUUUCAGGCUCAGCUCUCUGUUUACACUUUUAAAACAAAAAUGAUGUAGAUGUAAAAGGCACAAAUGGUUUUUGUGGUGUUUUGAGGUUCUUUUUUUAAUUUUAUUUUUCAAAGCAAAAAAAAUCUUGAUGAUUGCAAAUAUUUAUUGAAAGCUGUGUACAGGCACCCUGUUUUCGUUUUGGCUGAAGAAUUUCUUUAAAUAAACUGUAAAGCUGU